Molecule: messenger RNA, 1620 nt
Organism: Diorhabda carinulata
Lineage: Eukaryota; Metazoa; Arthropoda; Insecta; Coleoptera; Chrysomelidae
Gene: Idh3b
Product: isocitrate dehydrogenase [NAD] subunit beta, mitochondrial
Exons: 6
Coding region: 201-1331 (376 amino acids)
Biological process (GO): isocitrate metabolic process; tricarboxylic acid cycle
Cellular component (GO): mitochondrion
Molecular function (GO): NAD binding; oxidoreductase activity, acting on the CH-OH group of donors, NAD or NADP as acceptor; magnesium ion binding
Source: RefSeq, a predicted model, not a curated record
AACCUUGUUAUACAAUUGUGCCAAUAGAAUAUGGUUUUUGCAAAAAUGACAUUUUUUGUACUAUGGAGUGCGAAUCUACACGAAACGAGUAUCCUAACCUAUUGUGACCCAGUUACUGGGUAGUAAAAAAUAAAUAGAUAUAGCUGAAUUACUUACGUUAUUAUAAUAAACAGCCUAAAUAAAAUAUAUAUUCUUUAACAAUGGCUGUAAGCACCAGAAAUGUACCAAAAUUACUUGUACAGGCUCUUCAAGUCCUACCAAGGACAAGUUCAAGAUGUUUUUCUUCCGGAAUAGCUGAACGGCCCGACGCCAGAACAACAUGUACAUUAAUACCAGGAGAUGGUGUUGGCCCAGAACUCAUGUAUUCAGUUACAGAAGUCUUCAAAGCGGCUGGAAUACCUGUAGAUUUUGAAACGUAUUUCUUUUCAGAAGUAAAUCCCACUCUUAGUGCUCCAAUAGAAAAAGUUACUGAAAGUAUUUCUAGGAACAGGGUUUGUCUAAAAGGAAUAUUGGCCACCCCCGAUUACAGUCAUACAGGUGAAUUGCAGACACUCAACAUGAAACUUAGGAAUGCUCUGGACCUCUAUGCCAAUGUAGUCCACGUUAAAUCUCUACCAGGUGUAAAAUCAAGACACAGCAAUAUCGACUGCGUUAUUAUUAGAGAACAAACUGAAGGAGAAUAUUCUGCUUUAGAACACGAGGGAGUCAAAGGGGUUGUUGAAUGUCUUAAAAUUGUUACCGCUAUAAAAUCUCAAAGAAUAGCCAAGUUUGCUUUUGAUUAUGCUACUAAAAACAACAGAAAGAAGGUAACCGCUGUACACAAGGCUAAUAUUAUGAAAUUGGGAGACGGUUUGUUCUUAAAAAGCUGCGAAGAGAUGGCCAAGUUGUAUCCGAAAAUUGAAUUUGAAAAAAUGAUCGUAGAUAAUUGUACCAUGCAGAUGGUAUCGAAUCCGCAACAAUUUGACGUUAUGGUUACUCCUAAUCUUUACGGUAACAUCGUGGAUAAUUUGGCGUCUGGUUUAGUUGGAGGUGCUGGCGUCGUUGCUGGAGCAUCGUACUCCGCUAACUGUGUUGUCUUCGAACCGGGUGCGCGUCACACUUAUUCAGAAGCUGUAGGUAAGAAUGUCGCUAAUCCCACAGCGAUGUUAUUGUGCGCUUCUAAAAUGCUCAGACACGUCAAUCUACCAGUUUACGGAGAAAUGAUUAGGAAUGCCAUUGAAAAAGUUUUAAAGGAUGGUAAAGUGAAGACAAAAGACGUCGGAGGACAAUCCACAACUCAACAGUUCACCUAUGCAGUUAUUAGUAAUCUAGAAAUACCCAAAACUGCUUGAAGAGUCCUAACAUCCUUAGAAAUAAUAUUUAAUCAUUAUAGAUAGGUAUAUAUCAAUUUUAUAUUGUGAUGGUGAUGAAAUGUAAUAACUGUCACUAAGUUUCAAUUAAUAAAUGAAAUUGAAACUUUUGAUUUUGAUCUUUUAUUCUUCUAUUAUGGUUAAAUAAAUAUAUCUAGUCGAAACUCUCAAUAGCCAUUAGAUGACUUCGAAAUAAGUAUUAUAUUUAUUUUUCAAUUGUACAUUUUUGUUGUGAGAUUUUAAAUUAUUAAAAUAAAAAUGUUAAAACUAA